GAGCGUGCAGCUCGAAUAAUGAGAGUGGGAGAAACCCUUUUCGGUGAUGGACUAUAAAACCACGAUCGGCCGAUUGAUGGAUCGUAGUGUCUUUUUUGCGAUUUACUUCGUAACAGUGACGUGACUCGACUCUACCUGGCGAACCUCGUGCACGUUUGCGAACAUAUUCAUCGAGAACAUGACCCACGCACAUGGGAAAAGAGUUUCUAUCAUCUCCAUCUCGGAGCGGAUGCAGAUACCGACAUCCAAACCCAAAGCAUGGUUUGGAUGCAGGCAUACGCAGGCCCUCUUGAUGGCUAUGGGGUUCUUUUGCUGCUACGCUAUUAGGGUGACCACAUCGGUGACGUUAGAAGCAAUGACAGAUUCUUCUAAAGCGAAUCCCGACUUCCCAGAGUUGCCAUGGAACGAUAGGACUAAAGGCGUAAUCCAAAGUUCAUUCUUUUGGGGAUAUGUUUGUACCCAAAUUAUCGGCAGCAUAGUGGCACAACGUUGGGGAGCUCAUAAACUUUACUCGUUGGCACUAUUCACUUGCGGGUCGGUAACACUUUUGAUACCUGCGCUCGCUCAGUAUUGCGGAUGGGAAGCGGUUUGCGCGUCCAGAGUAAUCGCCGGUUUAUUUCAAGGCUCGGUCCUUCCGUGUCUUCACACGUUGCUCUCGAAAUGGGCUCCCAUAGAGGAAAGAGGCAGAUUAUCGACCUUCGUUUACGCUGGAGGCUGGAUCGGAAACGUAAUUUGUUUACUGAGUACGGGUUUAUUAUCUGGCUCUUCCUUGGGAUGGCCCAGUUGUUUCUACAUUUGGGGUACAAUAACGGUUCUCUCGAGUAUCUUAUUCUUCACCGUUGGCAAAGAAUCACCUAAUGAACACCUGAGUAUUCCGCAAGACGAAAAAGAAUACAUCGAAACUAGUCUUGGAAUAAUGGAGACAGAAGAAAAACUAUCGACUCCAUGGAUUAAAAUAUUAAGCAGUCGUCCAAUGUGGGCGCUGUUGGUGACCCAGUCUGCCCAGAAUUGGGGUUUCUGGAUGCUUUUAUCUAAGAUUCCUUCGUACAUCGGGAAAGUCUUCAAUUCUAAUAUCGAACAAAACGGAAUGGUGACCGCAUUACCGUAUCUUACCGCGUGGCUUCUCAGUUUCCCGGUAAGCUUCAUAUCGGAUCUUUUAAUCAGACGGAAUGUUUUAACGAUUCAAGCGUCAAGGAAAGUUUGUAACACGAUCGGGCAAUGGAUUCCAGCCGUCGCGUUGAUCGCGCUCGGAUAUGUCGGUAAAGACCACCAAGACAUAGCGGUAACUCUUUUGGUAGUUGCUGUUGCCAGCAACGUGGCUAUUUACUGCGGACAUAAUGUCAACCACAUGGAUCUUAGCCCAAACUUCGCCGGUCCCUUAAUGGGCAUCACGAAUACCGUAGCGAACAUAUGCAGUAUUUUGGCACCCCUAAUUUGCGACAUUAUCGUUACGCAUCCGACGAACGUGGAGGAAUGGAGAAAUAUAUUCUUUUUGUCGUCUAUAAUAUAUUUCGUUGGGAAUUCCGUGUUCAUUCUAUUUGGUACGUCUCAAAUUCAACCGUGGAAUGACCCCAUGGAGAAAAGGAAAGACGCCGAUGUGAAUUCCGGUACGGAAUCAACGCAAGAGAACGGAAUACCGCAUAAAAUAAAGGAUAUCGAAAAUAUGAGCGUGGACAAAGACACAUGAUAGUACCAUGACAUAAAAAUGUGCAAAUGCUGUGAUCGAAGGAACGUAUGGCAAUUGUUAUUAUAAGAUUAUGAAUGUUUACGGAUGAUAAAAAUGCAGCUAUACGAAAAAGGUGUAAGAGCACGUACGUCCAUAAAUACACAAGGCUACGUGUCACAAUACUUACAAGAACCAAACAUUUACUUGAUUCUUAUAUCUUUAGCGCAUUAACAUCCACGAUCUAGAUAUAGUUCCGAAUGCAUACGGAAUGAUGUGUGAAAUGUGUGUGCUGUAUAUAAGUAUUUAUAGGCGUGUAUUAUUGUAUUUAAUAUUAUUUAUUAUAAAAUCGUAUAAAAUUUUAAAGAUA
Molecule: messenger RNA, 2033 nt
Organism: Ceratina calcarata
Lineage: Eukaryota; Metazoa; Arthropoda; Insecta; Hymenoptera; Apidae
Product: putative inorganic phosphate cotransporter
Exons: 7
Coding region: 179-1687 (502 amino acids)
Biological process (GO): transmembrane transport; monoatomic anion transport
Cellular component (GO): membrane
Molecular function (GO): transmembrane transporter activity
Source: RefSeq, a predicted model, not a curated record